AUGCUUCAACACCCUCCCUCCUCCUCUAGACCCAACCGUUUCGUUGCUGAUCAUCCACCAUCAGCAGCAUCUGCGAAUUGUUCCAAUAACAACAACAACAUCGACCAUACAGAUCUAGCCUCUCAACAACAUUCACAAAUGAAAUUUAUAAAGAAAAGGCUUUCAUCAUCAAACCUAGCUCUUCCCACAAUGGCAAAUUUACUCACCGAUAAUCUCACGGAGGAUGUUCUACAGUCUCCCAUUAAUACGGAUACGGUCAUAACGGCGAUUUCUUCAUCAACACCUCUCCCUCCAUCAACAAAAGACAAGUUAAAAGUGGUGAGGCCCACUGCCAAAAUUAUGCAAUCAAGAAUUUAUUUUCAUCAACACGCAGAACUACUUUUUUUGAAUUUCGAAGAUUUUUAUCUCGAAACAAAGGAGGAUGUGGAUAUUGUGAUCAAAUUUAUUGAAUUAACCUUCCAAAACUACAUCACAGAUGAGGAGCUACAACGAGGAAAUUCAUCACCAACGUCGCCCAUUCCCCGAAGAAAUAGUUUCGCCAAGUCUUCAAACCCAAAGAAAAACGUUGAUGUUUAUGUAAAUUAUGACCGAUUUUAUUGCCAUGAGUCUCUGUUGAAAUAUUAUACAGAGAAAAUAUCAUAUUUAGAGAUGAAUUAUUAUAGAUCAGUGAAACGAUUUACCACAGAGUCUAUUGAAGAUAAGCAUCUAAUGAAACUAGAAAGAACAUUACGUGAAUUAAAAGAAGAAGAAGGAGUCGUUCAAGACGCAGUUAUAAAGAAUUUUGAAAUUCUUGGCGAUAGAUAUAUUAUUUCUGAGAAUUUGAUUGCGCGAGGAACUUUUGGCAGAGUUUUUUUAGGGAGUAACAAGGACACGGGAGAGUUUGUCGCUAUAAAAGAGCUCAAACGAAAGAAUAUUGAUAAUGUGGAACGUCUCAAAGAAUUUAUCGAUCGCGAAAUGACAAUUUGUAAAUUGUUAUCUGACUCCCUCAAAAAUGGUGAUGAACAACAUAUUGGAAAGAAAUAUAUUUGUAAAUUCUAUGAUGUAAUUUAUACAGAGACAAAUUAUUAUAUUGUGAUGGAAUACAUGGCUAAUGGAUCAUUAGAGAAUCCGUUUGAAGAACGAGAAGUGUUCCCUUCACAUGUUGUAAAGAAAUUCUUUAAACAAAUAGCACAUGCGAUCCAUUAUAUUCACAAUACGUUAGGAAUAUGUCAUAGAGAUAUUCAAUUGGCAAACCUAUGCUUGGGGCAAGACCAAGACAUUAGAUUGAUUGACUUUGGAUUAAGCGAUUUCUUCACACCCAACGUAAGAAAACAUUCUUCAUUUUGUGGAAAUAAGGACUAUGCCUCCCCUGAGAUGAUUUUGUCAGACAGAUAUGUUGGCAAUGAGGUGGAUUGCUAUGCUCUUGGAGUGUUGUUGUACAAAAUGCUUGUAGGAUAUUAUCCAUUUCGUAAUACGAUCGAUAAGAUUUUAGGCCAAUUUUAUAUACCAUUAGACGAACUUGAGAGAGAAGGAGUGCUAAAUUCUCAAAGCAUUUCUCUCAUUAAGGGCUUGUUAGAGAAAGACGUAUCAAAACGGUUCACGGCGACUGAUAUUCUUAAUCAUGAAUGGUUACAAGAUGCCAGAGUGUAA
Molecule: messenger RNA, 1629 nt
Organism: Naegleria fowleri
Lineage: Eukaryota; Heterolobosea; Eutetramitea; Acrasida; Naegleriidae
Exons: 3
Coding region: 1-1629 (542 amino acids)
Biological process (GO): protein phosphorylation; intracellular signal transduction
Cellular component (GO): cytoplasm
Molecular function (GO): ATP binding; protein serine/threonine kinase activity
Source: RefSeq, a predicted model, not a curated record